AUGGUUAGAUUUGGAAAGUUUGUUGAGGUUGAAGAGACUCUGGUUAUUAGUUUAAUUAAUGUUGAGAUUGUUGAGGAACAUGUGGCGUCCAAGCCAAAAUUUCAAUUUGCCUUUGAAGAGGUUGAAGUAUCUGAUGAUGAAGAAGAAGAGUUUUCUAGUGAAAGAGUUUUAAGACCUGCUCCUGAUGCUAACCUUGAUUCAUUCUUAUCUUUUGGUCCUAUUACUGCUCAUGAAAGAAGGGAGAAACAAAUCAAGGUUGAUCAGCUGAAAGGGAAAAUGCUCGUGAUGAAGCAUUCAGACCAAAAUGCUCCAGGUGAUCAUCUUGAGACGGUCAUUAAGGAGACUGGGAAGAAAUUCACAGAUAAAUAUGGGGAAUGUUCUGGCAUUUUGAUCUGGGGAUAUGAUGCUGAUAAGAAAAUGUGGAUCGUAAAGCGGAAAAGUGGGCGAAUUGAAUAUUAUGAGAAGAAAGUCGACUUCUUAUCCUGGACAGGAUCUUCUUGA
Messenger RNA from Lactuca saligna, 501 nucleotides. The record is from the annotation of a GenBank genome assembly. Lineage: Eukaryota; Viridiplantae; Streptophyta; Magnoliopsida; Asterales; Asteraceae.